Molecule: messenger RNA, 10032 nt
Organism: Trachemys scripta elegans
Lineage: Eukaryota; Metazoa; Chordata; Testudines; Emydidae
Gene: SNX27
Product: sorting nexin 27
Exons: 13
Coding region: 16-1668 (550 amino acids)
Biological process (GO): intracellular protein transport; signal transduction
Cellular component (GO): early endosome
Molecular function (GO): protein binding; phosphatidylinositol-3-phosphate binding
Source: RefSeq, a predicted model, not a curated record
GAACUGCUCGCCAAGAUGGCGGACGAGGAGGGUGAAGGGCUGCAGCGCUCGGCGCCGGCUCCGCACCGCAACGGGGGGGGCGGGCCCGGGGCGGGGGGGCCCCGCGUCGUCCGCAUCGUCAAGUCGGAGUCCGGCUACGGCUUCAACGUGCGGGGCCAAGUGAGCGAGGGCGGCCAGCUGCGGAGCAUCAACGGGGAGCUGUACGCGCCGCUGCAGCAUGUCAGCGCCGUGCUGGGCGGGGGGGCGGCCGACCGCGCCGGGGUGCGCAAGGGGGACCGCAUCCUGGAGGUGAAUGGUGUGAAUGUAGAAGGGGCAACGCACAAGCAGGUGGUGGACCUGAUUCGAGCAGGAGAGAAGGAGUUAAUACUGACAGUGUUAUCCGUUCCGCCCCAUGAGGCUGAUAACCUCGACCCCGGCGACGACUCUUUGGGGCAGUCGUUCUAUGACUACACCGAAAAGCAAGCUGUGCCCAUCUCCAUCCCCACAUACAAACACGUGGAGCAGAACGGCGAGAAGUUUGUGGUUUACAAUGUUUACAUGGCAGGGAGACAGCUGUGUUCGAAGCGGUACCGGGAGUUUGCCAUCCUCCACCAGAACCUGAAGCGGGAGUUUGCCAAUUUCACCUUUCCGCGCUUGCCGGGGAAAUGGCCUUUCUCUUUAUCGGAGCAGCAGUUGGAUGCCAGGCGCCGAGGGCUUGAGGAGUAUCUAGAGAAAGUAUGUUCCAUACGAGUCAUUGGGGAGAGCGACAUCAUGCAGGAGUUCUUAUCGGAAUCGGAUGAGAAUUACAAUGGGGUGUCAGAUGUGGAACUAAGAGUAGCACUACCGGACACAACAACAGUGACAGUCAGGGUCAAAAAGAACAGCACUACAGACCAGGUGUAUCAGGCUGUGGCUGCUAAAGUAGGGAUGGACAGCACUACAGCAAACUACUUUGCCUUGUUUGAAGUGAUCAAUCACUCCUUUGUGCGUAAACUGGCGCCCAAUGAAUUCCCACACAAGCUCUACGUACAGAACUACACGUCGGCAGUGCCGGGGACUUGUCUGACUAUCAGGAAAUGGCUCUUCACUACAGAAGAGGAAGCCCUCCUGAAUGACAAUGACCUCGCAGUUACCUACUUCUUCCACCAGGCUGUAGAUGAUGUGAAGAAAGGUUGCAUCAAAGCUGAGGAAAAGUCCUACCAGUUACAGAAGCUAUCUGAGCAGAAAAAGAUGGUCAUGUAUUUAAACAUGCUGCGGACAUGUGAGGGUUACAAUGAGAUCAUCUUCCCCCACUGCUCCUGUGACUCCCGGCGAAAGGGUCAUGUGAUCACAGCCAUCAGCAUCAAGCACUUUAAACUCCACGCCUGCACAGAGGAGGGUCAGCUAGAGAACCAGGUAAUAGCAUUUGAGUGGGACGAGAUGCAGCGGUGGGACACAGACGAAGAGGGAAUGGCAUUCUGUUUUGAAUACGCACGAGGAGAGAAGAAACCUCGAUGGGUUAAAAUCUUCACCCCAUAUUUCAACUACAUGCACGAGUGCUUCGAGCGGGUGUUCUGUGAGCUCAAGUGGAGGAAGGAGGUGGAGGAGGAAGCGACAGACAAGGAUAACAAGAACUUCAGUAAAGACAAUAUGUGCAGCAAGAAUAUCUUUCAGAUGGUCAGAUCACAGCAGAGAGACGCCGCCACUUAGCCCCUCCUGUCGUGGAAGAACGUAACCCCCCCCGAAAUUAACACUUAAAAAAAGAUUUAAAAAAUUCUGUUAUUGUAUUAAAAGCCCUUAAACUAAAUAUUAUUAAUAACAAUACCAUUUGUGAAUUUCAUGGUUAUGGAAUUAAGCAACUAGUUAAAAACCAGCAGGCUUAUCAGAGUAACAAGAGGGGAAAAACUUUUCAACAACAGACAAAAUCCACCCAAGGGUAUUCUGUUUCUCUUUUUUCGUUUCACUUGGGUCCUGCAUUGGAAGAUGGACUGUGCUUAUAUUAUAUUUUUUACAACUGGAAAUAGAAAUGCCAUCCAUUUGCACUGUUCAGACAUAUAUAUGUAUGUAUGUAAAAAAAAAAAAAAGAAAAAAAAAAGAAAGUUAUAUAUACAAAAUACCACACGUAUAUACAUAUAUAUAUUUCUUUUAAAAUUUCAUAGCAGCAGCAGUACCUUUUCUAAGCUUGCGUUUUUACACGCAUCUCUUUCCUCCGAAUCCAUCGUGUUUUUUUAAAAACUAACUUUAAUGGAAAAAAAAAAAAAGAAAAAAGUAACAUUACAGGGAAAUACCUCUCCUCUCAAAGGACCUUGACAAGUUUACAAGCUUUUAAUUUGGGUUCUUUUUUUUUUUCUCUUUUCAUUUUUUGCAUUGAACCUUUUUAAUAAGUGUAUUAAGCAGCUGCCUCCAGAUCUAGUGGGACAAGGAGAGAGGGGAUUUUGUUCACUGACAGUCUGAUCCUGCAUCCUUACCUUGGGUAGCGUUUAAACUCAGUGGGGCUGCUCACGGGUGUAAAUGUUCACGCGGGGUGUGAUGCUGUAAUUGAUGGGACGCUGAAAGCGAUGGGUAGGAUGGGUUUUGAGUUGGAGUCUUCCCAUUGGCCUCAAUGGACUUUGGGUCAAAGCCCUAAGGAGUGAAAUUCACCUCUGUGCCAAAGUGCCAGAUUAAGGCCUAUUCUCAGUGUAAGGCCCACUGCAAUCAUAGUUUGAAGGGUUAAGUGGACCUGGGAUGGUUCAUAGUCCUUGUGCUGGCGCUCGGGUCCUCAGGCAGAGGUGCAAAAAGGAGAGCCGCAAAGCAGAAUUAGCUCCGUGCAGCUUGGAGGGGAAGUGAGGCCCCGUCUGCGGCUUUCCCCACAACUUGAUCAGGUCUCUUUGGGGCGGGGCGAGACCGCCCAGAGCUGUCGCAGCCAAAGAGCUGGUAUCUUCCUGACGGCUGCUCCUUGCAGCUUUCCAGGACAGAAGCAGCAUUGUUUGGGUGCGGUGCUGACGCUUGUGUUCCACUAGCAGUCGGUCGGCCCAGGCAGGGCGGGGGAGACGAGGUCUGGCAGUGCAGGGUGGCUUCCCCGAGCUAGGGGCGGGUUUUAAACAGCCCCGUCUCUGAGAAUUGGAACUGUUCUAGCCAGCCAAGCAACAGCCUGGAUCAUUCCUCUCCUUUCCUGCAUGUGCCCUCUGCUUGCCCUUGAGCAGAGCUUAGUGUGGGGCUGAGCUUCUCCGAGUGCUUUUCAGUGCAAAGGCUUUUCUGCAGGGGAGGGGGUUCUGGCCCUGUAUAAACCAGGCUGUUAUGAAUUCCUACUGCUUCACCUCCCCCCGUCCCCGGGUGUGUGGUUCUAGGACUGGACGCAGGGAGCCAGCUGCAGGUUGAAGGACCUGAGGAGGCAGCCGUAGGCUAGAGGACACCUGAGGUUAGUUUGCUAGUGAGCAGUCGGGUCAUCCUUAUAGCCGUUCAGGUUGAUUUAUCGCCCCGACUGGUGUUUUGGCAACUUCUUCCCGUGUUGAGCUAGGCUGUGGUCCCUGUGGAUCAUAGUAGUAACUCUUCACUCGUCCAUUCCAGCCAAUGGCCACGGUGCCCUUGCCAGCGACCUGGUCUGCCGAGUGUGAGGUCCAGCUGGCAUGGUAGCAGUACAGUACUGCCCUGCAGUGGGACUCGGUGGCACUGGAGGCUCCUCUCCUUGUCUUGCCUUCUGGGCAGGCAGGGCCAGAGCCCAGCACUUUCAGCUCCAUGGUGGGUCAAGGGGAGAGGUCCGACAGCCCCACCUUUGAUUCAGGAAGGACAUCAAAGGGAGCCUGGGGACCUUGAAGGCGAGAGGCUAAGGAGAGUGGGAAUGAACGAACAGUCAGUAUAGACAGGAGGGGAAGAGGAGAGGGAAACGGGAGCAAUGGAAUUGGCUUACCGUCUUCAGAAAGAAGUCUAGGACAAUUGGCAGCUUUCCCUUGAGCUGGGUUGUCUGUGGCCCGUGCAUUUGAGAAGCUGCAAAGAAAGACCCGAAGCUGAGGCCUGGGCAGGCCUUCCUGCUUGCUCUAACUCGAUACACCCUUACCUUGAAGAAUCCGUCUCUUUAAUAAAGCAGGACGGCCCUUGAGGCUCGUGGUACGCAGCUCGCCACAUGUGGGAUCUGACACUGCCUGUCAUGGCAUGAAGCCAGUGUGGUCUGCCAGGAGGCCGCUUUAAACUGCGGGCCAGGAAAUGCUCUCUAAAGAUAGACAGCAUCCUUCGAGUCACAAUUUCGAAGUGGGGGCAGCGUCAGCUUAGGAGAAACCUUGGCCUUGCACUUAGAAUCCAGUGUUCUGCUGGCCUCUACAUUUUUGCCUACAAACGUCUCCUUUCUGGGCGUGAAUUAGGUAGCUUAGGUACACCCGUCUGAGUGAGUGCAAAGAAUUAGAGGCUGCAGUAGGAACUCUGUACUUUAGAUCUUGAACCUAUGACGUGUCCCUUCUGCAAAGAAACCAAAUUGAGCUGCGGAAGCUGGGUGGCUCUGUAUAAGGGGCUUUAAUAUGUUAACCCAUUGGAUGCCUUGGUGCACAGAAACCCGCCUCCUUUGAUUUGGUAUUGCUGGACGCAACCUAAGUAUCUGGGCCAACAGGUUAUGCAAACCAGCUUUUGUGCCCUGUAGACGGCGUGAAGAAUUCUCGAUCAGAACUGGAUUUGAAAUGCACAUGGCACACUCAAAGGUAGAUGCUUCUUAAAAUAAGAAACUUGUUGGGGCUGGGGGUUAGUGCUUUUAGAAGCAGCUGAAGUCUAGAUUCAGGGCAGCUGUGAAAACGUUAUCAUUUAACUAUAUAGACUUAAAGUUUUUCAAAUAUCCCUCUUACUUUCCACCUCCUUUCCUGGUCUGUGGCUUCUAGAUGCCCCAAGGCUUAAUUUCCUCACACCCCUGAAUUAUGUAAUUUAACAUAAUCCAAGAACCAGGCGUCACCCAAUGAAAUUAAUAGGCGGCGGGUUUGAAACAAACAAGAAGUAUUUCUUCACAUGAUGCGCAGUCAGCCCGUAGAACUCGUCGCCAGGGGAUGUGGUGGAGGCCAAAAGUAUAACUGGGUUCAAAAAAGAAUUAGAUGAGUUCAUGGAGGAUAGGGCCAUUGAUGGCCAUUAGCCAAGAUGGUCAGGGAUGCAACCCCACGCUCUUGAGUGUCCCUAAACCGUCAACUGCCAGAAGCCGCGACUGGAUGACGGGAUGGAUCACUUCGAAUUGUCCUGUUCAUUCCCUCUGAAGCAUCUGGCCCCGGCCGCUGUCGGGAGACAGGGUACUGGCUAGAUGGACCCAGUGCGGCUUUUCUUAUUUUCCAGCCCUAUGUACAGGAACAUAUUGCAUGUGAUGUAGGACCUAAGUAGCGAUGGAAGCACAAAAUAUUGGUUGGAACAUGAAGUGAAUUAUGUUUUUACACCAACUUGAGAUCUAAGCUGGUCAGAAGCCGGGUGGGUUUGGGGAGCAAUAUUAGUUUUUCCUAUGCAAUCCCAGGCUGCUAGUGGCUCGUUUGGGCCGCAAGAUUCUUCUCUUUGUUCAUUUAAAAGAAGCUUUUUGUGUCCUAUAGCAACUGUUGCUCCCUGUAGCAGAGACUCACUUACAGUAUAGAGCAGCCCAAACCACUGGCCAUGGGCAGAUAAAUCCAAAGUUUGGGUGUGUGUUUGAAACUUGUUCAGAGGGUGUGGCUGGGGCGGGACAGGUGCUGUUGGGUUAAAAAUGCUUGUGCCUUUUCAAAGUCGCUCUCUCCUUAAGCAUCUUCCUGUAGUGCAGUAUUUGCGGUUUAGGCUGAGAGGGGUGUUGAGUUUGGGGUCUAUCUACCCAACUUCCUGCCCGUCAUUGGCGUUAGGAGCAGAAUUGGAAGGCCAUAAGAAAAGCUACCUACACAAGGACCAUUCCCACCCUUCAUCAAAUUCCCUGGGCCAGCUGUUCCUCGAUAAGCUAGCUUGCUCGUUUCCCUUGGUUAAUCCUUCUGCUGCUAUAUCCCCCCCACCCUCCGAGCGAGACCAAUCAGAACACGGCACAGCUGUUGUGGUUGGACCCUGUUGUUACCUUUCCAGGUGGUUCUAUCAACCUCUGAUGGCAGGAAGGCGUUUUCGUCCUGGGCAGGUCGUCAAGGCACUGGGGAUCGUGUGCCCCUCUGGCAGUUCAGUAGCGAGCGGAUGGGCUGUCUCGCUGGAGUGUGUAUCCUCCAGCACAGAAGCCCUUUAGAGCUUGGAGAGUCCCCUCCUGGUGUGUGAGGCAGGCAACUUGUUCAAGGGACUGGGAGUCAGGAGACCUGGGUUCUAUUUCUGCCACUGACGUUCUGGAUGACCUUGGGCUAGUCACUUACCCAUCUGUGCCUCAGUUUCCCCACCAGUAGAAUGAGGUGCUCGUACCCGCCUGUGUAAAGCACUUUGAAACCCUUGACUGGGAGGCACUAUCCAAGUGCGCAGUAUUAGCCUCUCCCAAUAAAUUACCCAAAGGGCAAUACUCUCGUGUAUGGAGUGACGAGAUUGUCUCAGAGCCCCCGUCCCAUCAGCAAAACAUUUCCUUCUGUUUUAAUCAGAACAGAUGGAAAGAUCUCAGCAGCAGUGUUAAGAGCCCCUCCCCGGUCUCUGUUCGUUGGGCUCGGCUACUCACGUGACUCAAGUCAGAGGAGUUCAGCGGGUUUGUAUGUCACAGGAAUAAGCGCUGCGUUGGGCACCUCUGGAGGAUUUCACGUUCCAGCAGAGAUCUGUGUUAGAGGGGGAGGCUUGGACCCAGAGAGCUCUGCAUGCACGGCUGGCUUGGCUUUGCUGACAGUUCUGUGCACACAGCCAAGCACCUGGCUAAGGCUGAGGAGAGAGCCCUAAAAGGCUGUUUGAAGGAUGCUAAGUUAGGUUCUUCCUCGGGACUAGCAGGAGUGGACGGUGGCGGUUAGACUUGCUCUGCAGUGUUAUCUGAGGAAUGCAGAUUCUGUGCAACUUGUGUUCCCCAGUAUUCGCUCUCUUGGCAUCCAGUGCGGUUGUAAGUGUGUCUAGCUAGUCUCCUGCUGGGAAAGAAGUAAGGGAGCCCCAGAGAUCUGGAGGUACCUUUGGGCCUGGAGGACCAAUUAUUGGGUUUAUCAGGUGAAAUGUGCUAGCUGUGUCAUUGAACAGGAGCUGGUUUCCAUGGGCAGGAGGGGGGCAGUUUUCACUACAUGAGUUCCCCAAAAGGGGAGCCACCCGCCCAAAUGCUUAACUCUCAUUCCCCGAACACCUCCCCUGUCUGUAAUUUAUUCAGGCUCCAAGUCUCCUCUCCCCCAGUUUUGGGGUGCACCUUGAGAAGGUUUAACUUGCUUCUACUUAUUCCCUAAAAUCCAGGGGUGGGAUGUAGGGGAGGGGAGAUUCUCCCAUAUUCCUUAUGACCCUUUUCACACAGGCAGUAGCUCUGUAAUCAGCCAUUGUGUUGCCAGGUUUCUCUCAGUCCCCUGGAUUUAGGGAAGGACUUGGGCCAAUACUCCAAUUUUCCAUAGCUAAAGAAGCUGGAAAUCUGUUUGCAGCCGUAAGUUCUGCAGCGGGACCCAUGUAAAAAACAAAAAUGGAGAGAGAGCCAUAAACAUGAAAUUUCACUGCUGACUGAAGUAGGUCAACUUAAGAACUAGUAACCUCUUCCAGUUGACUUCUGUGCUGUGACAUUUAACCAUUGUUAGGUAUGUUGCUCAUUGUCUGUCUGUUGAGAGAGCUAGAAAGCAAGCACCUUUGCUCACAUCAGAGUGCCGGAUUUUGGGGCCUGAGGGGGAAGAACUGAAAUUUCCAUUUCCAUAGGUCCUGAAAUGCUGAUUUUGUGUGUGUGUGUUUGUUUAAAUUUGGAAAGAAACGGGUAAUCUGUCAAUUUCUCUUCCUUUAAAAAAAAAAAUCCUUGGCUGAUUUAAUUUGUCCUAUUUCUGGUGCCAUCAGAAAUAAGCAAUGAGGCCGUCUCUCUAUCUUAACACAGGUCACUUUUUAAAAAUGCAGCCCCAGUCCUUCCAUUUCCAGGCUCUUUACUUUUCAGAUUUUUUUAAAAAUCAAUUGAUCGGCUUUGGCUGCUCUGACGUCAGACCUACGAGCCUGUUAAAGUUAAAUAGGUCAGGUUGCUUGGUAUAAUAACUGCUUACCUCAAACGCUCUCUGAAUUAAAUAGGUAGAAGAUGCAGCUGAUGAGGAAGCCUUAAUUAGACGAGAAAUAAACUUCUCAGCCCCCCUUCCUCCUCUGAGCCUGAUGGUUUGCAGUAAUGGCCAAAGCAAGGUAACUGCUUCUUUGCUGUCUUGCAGAUUUUUUUUUUCUUUUUUGCUCUGUUUUCCUCCACAUUUAUAGAAACCAGGUGGGGGAGGGAAUAUAUUUUAUUGGACCAGCUUCUGUUGGGGAGAGACAAGCUUUCGAGCUUGCACAGAGCUGUACUUCAGGGCUGGGAAGCUAACUCAAAGCCAGAUUUAUGGACUCUUAACCUGAUUUGAGUGACUUAGAUGGCCAAGUGCUCUCUGGGAAAACUACAUUUUUAUCUGUGCAAAAGCUUUUCACUGCCUGCAAACAGAAGUUGGUGAGUGAUGCAUUUGUAAAAACCCAAGUGGUUUACAGAUCCCCCUCCACACACACACACACACACACACCCCUGCCUACCUACAUACUUACCUACACCUGCUUCGGAGGUGAAGCGUGUAUUAUUAAAGCUGACGGCAGCCUUGCUCAUGGAGACAGUUCUGUUUUUCUAAACAAAUUUGUAUAAAGCCUCCAUAGCCCUCACACUUACCGAGCGAUCCUGUAUUCUGGCUGCAAAGCUCCAACUGAGAGCGUGGAACUUGGUCAUUCAGUGCUGGAAAGGACUCCAACCAAGAGUUUACAAAGCACUGCCCGGUUACAGCUGAGUCCGCUGCCCUCUGGCACAGCCCUGGGUAGGGUGGCUGAGAACAGAAUUUGUCCCUGUUUGAAAUAACCGGUGGGGCUAGGGCUAGAUAUUUGGGGGAGCGGCAGGGGGUACGUUUCUCACCCAAGCAGGGUAUCCAAGAUGUAGUUGUCCUUCAGCACGAAGCUCUUCUGCUUCCAGUUAACCCAUCCGAUUGCACUAAACCAGUUCAGCAACCAGGUAGUUUGGACACAAUACAGUAGCUUCCCAUUAGCAGGAAGGCCCCUUGCUUGCUCCUGCACGUCCUUCUCCCUGCCGGUCUGCAGCACCAGGCCUCUCCUCUUGUUCAUCCCUUGCGCGCACACUACGACAGGUAGAGAGGUGGAAAGUCUCUGGAACCUUACUGCUCCCAGCCUUUGGAGAGUCCCCACCCCUUUCUGCGUGUGAGGCACGCUAUCCUAGCACCUUUCUAGAGGGAACUAUUUAAAUGCAGGUGUAUAGAAAAUGUUAACGCAGCUUCAGAAUUCAGUUUAGCAAUCACCCAGCUGCCGUGUCUGCUUCAUCCCUUGACCCUCUCCAGCCACCGUCCUCCUCUUCCCGGCUUAGAUUCCAGCUGCUCCACUUGAGAAGUUCCCUGACCUGUUACCUUGCAGCUCUUAGCCAGUCGCAACAAAGCAACUGCCCUAUAGCCAAGGACGCAGACUGUCGUGUAUGGAUCAGUAGGCUGUUACAUUGAGCUUUCGGGGGGGAGGGAAUCCGCAACUCAGUGCCCCCAAUUCAUCCCUUCCUCUGCAUUUUAUACCUUACCCCGGCCAUCCCUCUUCCACCCCAACCCUGGGUUGAAGCGUGUUAUGCAAAGGUUCAUCCGCGGGAGGAAAACAACAGAUAUAACAGCAAUAAUACAUCAGUCAGAGCUUUGAUGUAAGGUGGGGGGGAGUUCUCCCUCCUGGGGGGAUGGGAGGGGGAUUGAACUGAUGCCUGCUACUAAAUUUACAGAAAUUUUGUAUUGCCCCCUCCCCGCCCUUUUUUUGAGCCAGUAAAAUACCCCAGGUUUCGAUCCCAGGCACACUUGUUUUAAUUUAUUUGAGAGAACUCUAAUUGUAUUUUCACGGCAGUAUCUUGUAUUUUUUAUUUUUGUGAUUCAGAAAUGUGAAGAAGAAAACAAAACAAAAAGCCGAUUGCUAACAGUGUUUCAUUCCUUGUUCUAUAGAGCUAACCACUCUAAAAUUGUUUGGUAAAGUCACUUAGUGUAAUUAAUUGUAACAUAUUCUUUUAAAUAAAUUGAUUUAUUGAUGAAACUA